Molecule: messenger RNA, 4561 nt
Organism: Hipposideros armiger (great roundleaf bat)
Lineage: Eukaryota; Metazoa; Chordata; Mammalia; Chiroptera; Hipposideridae
Gene: NLGN4X
Product: neuroligin 4 X-linked
Exons: 9
Coding region: 1335-3866 (843 amino acids)
Cellular component (GO): membrane
Molecular function (GO): neurexin family protein binding
Source: RefSeq, a predicted model, not a curated record
GGGAAAGAGCAACACAUCGGUCAGGCUGACCACGGGAAUAACUCCCCAAUGCUGGCCCUGUUGGUGACCCCAAAGAGUUAAAGACCUUUGCAAAUACUGCAGCUGAGCUGUGUGUGCAGGGUUUCUGCAGCGUGCAGACACAUCCAGGAGCGAUCUUGCCCGUUGGCCGCCUCUGGCCUGGUGGCUCAGUGUGGGAUGCUCACCUGUUUCACCACCGGGGCACUGGGGAGCCUCUAGGUUACAGCUGGUUUGCACUGGGAUUAGCUGCUCUUUGCCUGGGCUUGUAGCUGUGGAUGUGGUUUCUGUAGUGAUGGGGCCGACUGCGGACCUCUAUUGGCUGCUGGCUUCCUGAAUUUCAUUCAGUUUGGUCCAAUAGCAGAGGGGGAGCUCGGGGAAUCUUCAGGACCACUCUCUUCAAUCUCUCCUUGACUUGCAGACCCGGCUCUCCCUUCUCGGUGUCAGCACAGGGCUCUUAUUCGGACCUAGCUCGGCCCUUUCCCGUGCCAACUGUGCUGACCCUCAGACGGUCUACAACAGCAACCACCACGCACCCAUUUCCUCCCCGAGGCCGCGUCGCCGGCCCUCGCAUGCCCCUGGAGGAGCGAAUCUCGUUGGGAUUGCAGAAAGCCAAGACGCCCUGCACGCAGUACCUCCUCCCGAAUCGCACCCUCCUCAGGGUCUCCGAGACGAACCUGGAUACGUAGAAAGAACCACCCCAGCUGAUGCAGUUUUUCCGCGGCGAAGGUAUCUUUUUGACCUACUAAGUAGGACGAAUUGGAAUGGCUCUGAAGGUCUCGAUGAACCCCCAAAUCAUCAGUUGUAAAGAUGACAUUAUAUGGAGAGGCUUACUUGAAACCUUAUCAUAGUGUGGACUAUAUCAGUCUUAGCUUCCACGUCUGAUAUUGCUCCGAAGGGAAAAAUGUGCUGAGAUGGAAAAGAAACCCGGCAGAUUUCCAUGGAGACAUUUUUAAAGGCGUCUUCGUAGAAGGACAAUAUAAUGCAGGCCGACCUCUGUGCCCUGGAGUUUUCGUAAGGAAUCGUCUCCCUUGGGACCUGUUGGCUACUCAUCCUUCCUCGGAGCCUCGCGCUUGGCGGAAUUCAGUUCCAGGAUUAAGGGAGGGCCGCUCUUCGCAAUGGGCUGCCCCGAAAACCGCUUGGUUUGUUCUUAACGUUGGGCUCUGUCUAUGAGCCAUCUGCGAGGCUUCCUAGCUAGCCCGUCGCCUCUCCUGGGUCUUCGGCUGCCUGGAAAGCGCCCCCGUCUCCUCGGGCUGGCUUCACGCCUUGGUCUGCUUGGUGUUGCAUCCCACAGACACGUGCGGAUGUGGGAGUGAACAAUGUUGAGACCUCAAGGACUGAUAUGGCUCCCGCUGUUCUUCACCCCGGUCUGCGUCAUGGUGAAGUCCAAUGUCCUCCUGUGGAUAACCGCUCUCGCCAUCAAGUUCACGCUCAUUGACAGCCAGGCACAGUAUCCCGUUGUCAACACCAAUUAUGGCAAAAUCCGGGGCCUAAGAACACCGUUGCCCAAUGAGAUUUUGGGUCCAGUGGAGCAAUACUUGGGGGUCCCUUACGCCUCACCCCCCACCGGAGAGAGGCGGUUUCAGCCCCCAGAACCCCCAUCCUCAUGGACUGGGGUUAGAAACGCCACCCAGUUUGCUGCGGUGUGUCCCCAACACCUGGAUGAGAGAUCUCUGUUGCAUGACAUGCUGCCCAUAUGGUUUACUGCCAACCUGGAUACUUUGAUGACCUACGUUCAAGAUCAAAGUGAAGAUUGCCUUUACUUAAACAUCUAUGUGCCCACGGAGGAUGAUUUCCAGGCUCCAUCCAGGCCCCCGCUGACUUCUCAAUUCUGGGGCCGGUCCCCGAGAAUCUGCCUUAAUGACCCUAAAGACAUCCAUGAUCAGAACAGUAAGAAGCCAGUGAUGGUCUACAUCCACGGUGGCUCUUACAUGGAAGGCACUGGCAACAUGAUUGAUGGUAGCAUUCUGGCCAGCUAUGGGAAUGUUAUCGUGAUCACCAUUAACUACCGCCUGGGGAUUUUAGGGUUCUUGAGUACUGGCGACCAAGCAGCCAAGGGCAACUACGGCCUCCUUGAUCAGAUCCAAGCCCUACGGUGGAUUGAGGAGAAUGUUGGGGCGUUUGGUGGCGACCCCAAGCGUGUGACCAUCUUCGGCUCGGGCGCAGGAGCCUCCUGUGUCAGCCUCUUGACAUUGUCCCACUAUUCAGAAGGUUUGUUCCAGAAAGCCAUCAUCCAGAGUGGGACGGCCCUGUCCAGCUGGGCAGUAAACUACCAACCUGCCAAGUACACUCGGAUAUUGGCAGAUAAAGUCGGCUGUAACAUGCUGGAUACGACGGACAUGGUGGAAUGCCUUCGGAAUAAGAACUACAAAGAGCUCAUUCAGCAAACCAUCACCCCCGCCACCUACCACAUUUCCUUCGGGCCCGUGAUCGACGGCGACGUCAUCCCAGACGACCCCCAGAUCCUGAUGGAGCAAGGGGAGUUCCUCAACUAUGACAUCAUGCUGGGCGUCAACCAGGGCGAGGGCUUGAAGUUCGUGGAUGGCAUUGUGGACAAUGAGGACGGCGUGACCCCCAACGACUUUGAUUUCUCCGUGUCCAACUUCGUGGACAACCUGUACGGCUAUCCGGAGGGCAAGGACACGUUGCGGGAGACCAUCAAGUUCAUGUACACGGACUGGGCGGAUAAGGAGAACCCCGAAACGCGACGGAAAACCCUGGUCGCCCUCUUCACCGACCACCAGUGGGUGGCCCCCGCUGUGGCCACGGCUGACCUGCAUGCCCAGUACGGCUCUCCCACCUACUUCUAUGCCUUCUACCACCACUGCCAAAGCGAGAUGAAGCCCACCUGGGCGGACUCGGCCCACGGUGACGAGGUGCCCUAUGUGUUUGGGAUCCCCAUGAUCGGCCCCACCGAGCUUUUCAGCUGUAACUUCUCCAAGAACGACGUCAUGCUCAGCGCGGUGGUCAUGACGUACUGGACGAACUUCGCCAAAACCGGUGACCCUAAUCAGCCCGUUCCUCAGGAUACCAAGUUCAUUCACACAAAACCCAAUCGCUUUGAGGAGGUGGCCUGGUCCAAGUAUAACCCGAAGGACCAGCUGUAUCUGCACAUUGGCCUGAAACCCAGAGUGAGGGACCACUACCGAGCUACGAAAGUGGCCUUCUGGUUGGAACUCGUCCCCCACCUGCACAACUUGAAUGAGAUAUUCCAGUAUGUCUCCACGACCACCAAGGUCCCUCCUCCUGACAUGACUUCCUUUCCCUACGGAACCCGGCGAUCUCCUGCCAAGAUAUGGCCCACCACCAAGCGCCCGGCCAUCACUCCUGCUAAUAACCCCAAGCAGUCCAAGGACCCGCAUAAAACCGGGCCCGAGGACACCACCGUCCUCAUUGAAACCAAGCGGGAUUAUUCCACCGAGCUGAGCGUCACCAUCGCCGUGGGGGCCUCCCUUCUCUUCCUCAACAUUCUGGCUUUCGCAGCGCUGUACUACAAGAAGGACAAGCGACGCCACGAGACUCACCGGCGCCCCAGUCCCCAGAGAAACACCACGAAUGACAUCGCGCAUAUCCAGAACGAAGAGAUCAUGUCGUUGCAGAUGAAGCAGCUGGAACACGACCAUGAGUGUGAGUCCUUACAGGCUCACGACACGCUGAGGCUCACCUGCCCGCCAGACUACACGCUCACACUGCGUCGGUCCCCGGACGACAUCCCACUUAUGACACCAAACACCAUCACCAUGAUUCCAAACACACUGACAGGGAUGCAGCCCUUGCACACGUUCAAUACCUUCAGCGGAGGACAGAACAGUACAAAUUUACCCCACGGGCACUCAACCACUAGAGUAUAGCUUUGCGGUCCCUUUCCCCUUCCCUCGACGCCUCCCCUCCGCAACAUGGAAGAGAGAACGAAGAAUGAGAAGCAACGUCUCUACGCAAGGGAUGGUUUUCCUCCCGCUGACUUAGGACAAAAAUUUUCAAAAUAGCAAAAAGGGCCGUCAUCGUGUCCCCGUGGACCCACCCCCUUGGCAUUUCCCAGUAUGACGAGAUCAACUUCUGACCCUAUGAAAUGUGAAAAGCAUACAUUGCUGUUACAACACCGCUUUAAGAUCUCCGCCCCUCCAGCGAACGUUUCAUGUGACCUGGACGCCACCGUUUCAAGGACCAACAUAACCAUAGAAGCUGACACUUCUGGAACUCAGCCAGGGACGCUUAAUUUUUCUUUUUUCUUUUUUCUUUUUUUUAAUUACAAUUUCAAAAAAGUAAAAAUUAAAAAAGUUCUUUAUGUGCCAUACGACAGAUGGCUCUACUACUGAAGUAAAGCAAAGAGCCUGUGGGCUUGCACCCAGUAUAUGCAGCUGUAAUCCAGCGAGAAAGAGAAGUAGAAUUUUAUUAUUCAAAUAAAAGAACUGACUAUGCAGUAACAGACAUCGAGUUCUGUGCAAAGAGAGGUUUUGCCCGUCUGAACUAUAUUUAAGAAACUUUGUAAAAAUAGAAGAAAAGAUGUAUAUAGCUGUGAGUUUAAACACACACACACACACACACA